This is a messenger RNA of Drosophila santomea, 294 nucleotides long. RefSeq lists its product as uncharacterized. The transcript is spliced from 3 exons. NCBI's taxonomy places the organism in Eukaryota, Metazoa, Arthropoda, Insecta, Diptera, Drosophilidae. The record is from RefSeq and is a predicted model, not a curated record. Bases 1 to 294 code for a protein of 97 amino acids.
AUGUCAAUCAUAUUGGUGCUGCUCGUUGUCAGUGUUUUUAUAGGAAGUGAAGGCAACUAUUUUGGAGAUUUAUUCAAAUGCAAUGACUUGUUGCUAAAGUGUCAGGAAACUGAAACCAUAAUGGGGAAAUUCAAUAAAAUGACAAAUGAGCUGAAUCGAAACUGCAGUCGGGAAAUUGGCCCCAAGUGGAGCAAUAUCACCCGUUGUGAAUUGGCAGCUACAAAGUGUUUGUUGAAGCAGAUGAAUGCAAUGGACGCGAAUUGUGAAAAUAUUGCCGAUGUAAUGCACCUUUAA